Molecule: messenger RNA, 9202 nt
Organism: Acipenser ruthenus (sterlet)
Lineage: Eukaryota; Metazoa; Chordata; Actinopteri; Acipenseriformes; Acipenseridae
Gene: cep290
Product: centrosomal protein 290
Exons: 56
Coding region: 123-8324 (2733 amino acids)
Biological process (GO): camera-type eye development; kidney development
Source: RefSeq, a predicted model, not a curated record
UUCAUCUCUUGACUGUUUGAACGGUAGCCUAGCAGCAACAGUGUAGAAGCUUGGACGUAGCAGGAGUAUGUUGACAAAUUUAAUUUCAGGCUUAAAUAUUCAAACCACCCAGAAGCCUGAAGAUGCCACCCAAUCUUGAUUGGGGUCAGCUGAUGAAAGUUGAUCCAGAUGCCUUGUCUGGUCAGGAAAGGCUUGCAGAUAAGCUUCUGCUCUCCCUUUCCAAGGUUGAGAGCAAUGACCUGAAAGAAAGUGACCAUGACAAGCUUGUUCAGCUUUUCAGAAUCACCCAAGCUUUAAUGAAGAUGAAAGCCCAGGAAGUGGAUCUGGCUGUAGAGGAAGUAGAAAAAGCUGGUGAAGAACAAGCAACAAUAGAAAGCCAGCUGAAAGCUAAAGUGAACAAACUGGAAAAUGAGUUGGAGAUGGCUCAGAUGUCUGUGGGGGGGAGAGACACUCGUUUUCUUCGGGAUGAGAUUCGGCAGCUGGAGAAUCAACUGGAGCGCAAGGAAAAGGAGCUGGCUGAAAUGGAGAAGCAAAUUAACAAGGAAAAGAAAGCCAAUGAAAAUCUGACACUUCGAGCUGAAGAAGCAGAAAAUGAAAACAGCAAGCUAAGAAGAGAGAUAAAACAGCUAAAAAAAAAGAAUGACCAGCUUCGACAGGACAUCAUUGAUUAUCAGAGGCAGAUAGACUCCCAGAGAGAGACUCUUCUUUCCAGGAGAGGAGGUGAUUCGGAUUUCCGAUCCCAGCUCUCUAAGAAGAACUUAGAGCUUGUUCAGUAUCUAGAUGAAAUUCAGAAUUUGACAGAAGCAAAUGAGAAACUGGAAGUUCAAAACCAUGAGAUGCAGAAGAACCUGGAGGAGUCUGUCAACGAAAUGGAAAAGAUGACGGAUGAAUAUAACAAAAUGAAGGUGGUUGUGCAACAGACUGAUAUUUUCAUGGACCAGCUAAGCAAAGAAAAAGAGCACCUUAGACUUCAAGUGCAAGAGCUGACAGAACAGAUUCAGGCAAGAACAGAAGAGGAUGAUCCAGUGAUGGCAGCAGUAAACGCAAAAGUGGAGGAGUGGAAGAGUGUGUUAUCUGCAAAGGAUGAUGAAAUUAUUGAAUACCAGCAGAUGUUGAGGGACCUCAAAGUAAAGCUCAAAACUGCCCAGCUUGACUCUGACAAAAAUAAUGUCAUGGCUCUCCAGCAGGUUAUUUAUGAACUCUGUGCUGCUGUACAAGAACGAGACAGUCAGAUCAAGAUGCUGACUGAUCAGGUAGAACAAUACACAAGUGAGAUGGAAAGAAAUGCACUUGUUAUUGAAGACCUGAAAAAACAGCUUCAGAAAGACACAGGUCUCCCAUCGCUAACACAGCAGAACAGAAUUGGAGAGAUCCAGACAAAGCUACAGGUGACAGAGAAGAGGGCACUGGAGGCUGAGAGGGUAGCGGAUCUGGCUGAGUCUGAUGCCAGAGAUAAGGACAAAGAACUAAGUGAAGCUCUGGCUCGAAUGAGAGCAUAUGAGGCUGGUGAAUAUGGUCUGGAAAAUGCUGUUGCAGAAAUUAAGGAAUGCAAAACCCAGAUAAGGAUAAGAGAUCACGAAGUUGAGGCUCUGACAAAAGAAAUUAAUACGCUUGAAAUGAAGAUCAAUGACCUGUUGGAUGAAAAUGAAGAUUUUAGAGAACGUUUGGGACUUAAUCCUAAAGAGGUUGUUGAUUUGACUGAAUUUCGAAGAACAAAGGCUCUGAAACAGCAACAAUACCGUGCAGAAAACCAGAUACUACUUAAGGAGAUUGAGAGGCUGGAAGAAGAACGGCUUGAGCUGAAGAAACAUAUCAGAAGACUUGCGAAAGACAAAGGGAAGAGAGCUGCUGCAUUAGGAUUGACAGCAGAUGAUUUGCAGCUUGUUGACGACUUCACUGAAAAUCUGAAAAGCUCAGAAAAACUCAACCAAAUUCCUUAUACUGACAGUCAUGAGCAGAUCAAACACAUGAAUGAACAUCUUUUAAAAGAACUUCACGAUAAAGAAAAAGAAUUGGAACUUAAAAGGACCGAAUUAGCUCAAUUAAAAUCCAAGUCAAAAAACACAAUGGAAGAAAAUAAACAGCUUGAGCAGGGAAUGAAAGAAAUAUUACAAGCAAUAAAAGAUACACAAAAGGAUUCAAAAGGAGAAACUGGCCUCAGUAUCCCCAUUCUAGAAAGGCUUGUCAAUGCAAUUGAGACAAAGAGCUCGGAGGGAGUAUUUGAUGCCAAUGUGCAUUUAAAGGCUCAAGUUGAUCAGCUCACUGGACGAAAUGAUGAACUGAGGAAGGGAAUGAAAGAAGCUCGCAAAGAGGCUGCAAGUGCUGCCAACCAGCUGGAGAAAGCCAAUGAAAAGGCUGAUCGCAUGGAAAAUGAAAUACAAAUGCUUCGUCAAUCAGGUGGGAGCAGUAUUGUGUUUAAGAUCCUUAAUCUCCCAGAUAAGAUGGCCCCUUCUAGUGCUGAAGUAAUCAAUUCUCUUAACGAAUAUACAGUUGAACUUCUACAGGAAUUACAUAAUAAAGAGGAAUCUAUGAUGAAGCUGGAAGAAGCUUUAGAGGAAUACAAGCGGAAAUUUGCUGUGAUUCGUCAUCAACAAGGACUGCUAUAUAAGGAGUACCAAAGUGAAAGGGAAUUGUGGCAAAAGGAUACUGAAAAGAUUCAGGAACUCCAAGAUAAACUUGGAGAGCAGAAGGAGCAGGAUGCUGCUAAAAUACAAGAGUAUAAUCGUUGGUUAGACGUGCUACAGAAAGACCCUGAUGAAAUAAAGAAACAACUGGCUGAAGCUGCUCGAAAAAUGACUGUCCUACGGGUAAAUGAGAAGUCCCUGACAAGGCAUUAUACAACCCUGCUGGAAAUGGAGCAGCAUCUCAGAAAGGAGAACAACAAAUUAAAGAAUGAAAUGAUUGCAAUGGAAGCAGCAGUGGCAGAAAGAGUUGGAUACCUACAGAGAUAUAAGGACAUGGCAGCUUUUAAAAUAGCUGCAUUGCAAAAAGCCUUGAAUGACAGUGUUCCCUCUGCUGAUCUGGAGAAAGCAAAUAAACAAUAUAAUGACCUGACAACCAAAUACAGAGACAUGCUGCAAAAGGACAACUUGCUUGUUCAGAAAACGACCAACCUGGAACAUUUAGAGGGUGAAAGUGCAGUUCUCCGGGGACAAAUUGAUGCCUUGAACAAAGAACUUGAGAUAACCAAGGAAAAGCUGCACACAUUAGAGCAAGCCUGGGAACAGAUCACCAAAUUAGGAGGUGAAAGUGCAAUGGAUAAAGCAACCAAGGCAAUCACUAAUGGUGAAAUUGUGUCCAUCUCCAAGAAAAUUACGACGCUGGAAAUGAAAGAAUUGAAUGAACGACAGAGAGCAGAGCAUGCACAUAAAAUGUACGAACACCUGAGAAGCUCGUUCAAACAAGUAGAGGAGCGUAACUUUGAGCUGGAAACCAAAUUUGCAGAACUAACGAAACAGAAUCUAGAAGCUCAAAGGAUAGAACAGGAGCUAAGGGAUGAAUUGGCUAACAGCGUUAGUAAAGCAGUCAGUGAUGCCGACAGGAGAAGAAUUAUGGAGUUGGAGAAAACUGAGGCUGACCUGAAGAUUGAAGUAUCAAAGUUAAGAGAUGUCUCAGAUGUAGCCAAGAUGCAGACUUCUGCUUUGGAAGCUCGCCAACAGUCCAGAGAAAAGGAAGUAGAAGCCCUUAGAAAGCUAGUUUUGGAUUAUCAGGCUCAAUCAGAUGAGAAAGCUCUCAUUGCGAAGUUCCACCAACACAUUAUAGCAUUACAGGUGAGUGAAGCAACUGCUGUUAGCAAACUUGAGGCCACAGUGACCAAACUGCAGAAGCUGGAGGCCUACAACCUGCGCAUGGAGCAGAAAAUGGACGCUAAGGAGCAGUCCUUGUACUAUGCCAGACAGGAGGGGCGGAACCGAGCCAAACACCUGAGGCAGACUGUGCAGUCCCUCAGGAGGCAGUUCAGUGGUGCCCUGCCACUGUCCCAGCAAGAAAAGUUCUCCAAGACCAUGAUCCAGCUGCAGAAUGACAAGUUGAAGGUGCUUCAGGAGGUGCAGCAGGCUCAGCAGGAGAGUAGAAAGGCUGAAGACAAGGCUCUGGAACUGGAAAUCCGGCUCAAGGGGCUGGAGGAGCUGAUAAGCACACUGAAGGAUGUCAGAGGAGCUCAAAAGGUGAACGAGUGGCACAAGAAAAUGGAAGAGUUGCGUCUUCAGGAUCUGAAGCAGAACAGAGAGCUAGGUGUUCAGAAAGAAGAAAUUAAAUAUUUAAAGACUAUCAUUGCUGAACAAGAACGCACCAUCAGCAGUCUGCAAGAAGAAGUUGUUCAGCAAAACAAUCUUUAUGAGGAACAGCAGCUAUCUUGGGAUCAGAGGGAAGUGGACCUGGAACGACAGCUGGACCUGUAUGAGCGUCAGCAUAAUGACGUGCUCAGCACUGCACGGAAGUUUGAGGAAGCUACAGGAUCUAUUCCAGACCCCAGCUUGCCUGUACCACAGCAGCUUGACUUGGCUUUAAGAAAGAUCAGAGAGCAUAUCCGCACCAUUCUGGAAACACAGACAACGUGCAAGACCUUGGAUGAAAAAUUGAAAGAAAAAGAGGCAGCUCUUUGGAAAGCAGAACAAAAUGUGUUAUCGAGGGACCGUGUAAUCAACGAGCUGAGACUUCGCCUUCCUGCAACAGCAGAGAGGGAGAAACUCAUAGCAGAGCUGGGGAGAAGGGAAGAGGACCCUGAGUUUCAGCAGGCGUUGAAAGUGGCCCAUCAAACCAUAGCAAACUUGCAGGCCCGGUUAAACCAGAAGGAAGAUGUCCUGAAGAAAUACCAGCAUCUCCAAGCCAAAGCAAGACAGGACCAAGAAGAAGUUGCAAAGAAGCAUGAAGAGGAACUCCGAUUAUUACACCAGAAGCUGGACUUGCACUCUGAUACAUCACUAAACAAGUUUAAGCAAACUGCACUGGAAUUGAUGAAGAAACCUUCCAUUGCGGUUCCUACUACAAAACACCUGGCCAGGCUAGCCGAGAUGGAGCAAACAGUAGCUGAGCAGGACAACUCACUAUCUAAUAUUACUGAUAAACUAAAGAGAGUAACAGCAGAACUAGAGAAGCAGAAACAAAUCACAGUGUUAAAAAUGAAAGAACACGCAAAUGAAAAAGCAAAACUUGAGGAGAGGCAUGUGGCUGAGGUAAAGAAACUGAAGGAGAAUGUGGCUGAGCUCCGAACCCUCUUGUCCCAAAUGGAAAAGGAGGUGCAUUACCUCAGAACUGAACUGGAAGCACAGAAAGAGGCCAACACCAGGGCCCCCACCACUACAAUGAAGAGCUUGGUGGAAAGGCUUAAAGCUCAACUUGCUUUAAAGGAAAAACAGCAAAAGGCUCUCAGUAAGGCUCUGUUAGAGCUGAGAUCAGAAAUGACUGCUCAUGCGGAAUACCAGAUUGUGGCAAGUGCAUCACAAAAAGAGGAAAACCUGAAUGUCCAGCAGAUUGUUGAUAAGCAUACCAAAGAACUGAAGUUUCGUAUUGAAGACUUGAAUGAGCAACUUCUGACGGCAAAGGAAAAUCUAAAAGCAAGUAAAAACAAGGAAAACUCUCUAAAAGAAGAGAUGGACAGUUUAAACAGGGAUCUAAACAGGAGUUAUAAGGCUCACAAGAAGUUGCAGUCUGAGAAAGAAGAACUGGACAAAGAGAAUGAAGAGCUCAAAAAAAGAAUAAAGAGGCUAGCCAGCAGCAUGCAGAUCAAGUCAGAUAAUGAAAGCAAGCAGUCCACAGUAGAUGAACUUCAGAAGAAGAUAAAAAGGUUAGAAACUGAGCUGGAAAGGAAGGCUACAUCGGAAAGAAAAAUAAUAAAGGAAGACAAGACAUCAAAAGAAGAAAUAGUAAGGUGGGAAGAAGGUAAAAAAUGGCAAGCUAGAACUGAAGGCAUGCGCAACAAACUGAAAGAAAAAGAGAAGGAGGUUGAGAGCUUAACAAAGCAACUGAGUACCAUAAAAGACCUCUAUACACGGCUUGAGCAGGAAAAAGCAUCUUUGCAGAAGAAAAUCAAGGCCCGUGGUGUGACUGUGGAUCAAGUGGUGGGAGUUCGAACUCUAGAGUCUGAAAAGGAGAUUGAGGAACUGAAGAGGAGGAAUUCAGAGCUGGAGAAUCACAUUGUUACUAUAAAGAAACAGCAAGCUUUACCACGAGAUUCUGCAAUGGAAGAUUUGAAUUUAAAAAAUCGAUACCUUGAGGAAAAACUCCUUGCUUUAGAAAGACAACUUUCAAAAGAUACUCAUUCCAGGCCUUCAUGCAAUUCUAUAUUUCCUGACUGUGCCAUCACAAAUACUUCUGAAAAAAUAGCAGAUUUUAAAUCUGGCAAAGUUAACAUUAAAAGCUAUGAGAGUGAAGACAAAAGCAAAAAUGUAGGUAAUAUAAAUUGGGAUGGAGUAAUCUUUUCUGAAGAAGUUGAAAGUGCAUUGAAAGUUGAGAAGGAGGAUCAGAGUACUACAGUUGCUUUAGAUAGUAAACUGGAAACCGAGGUUGCUGAAAAUAGGGACAGAUUUGCCGCUGCAGAGGACAAUAAGGCUGAAAGUGAGACUGACAGGGUCAGUCCCUCUAAAACUGAGGAGAUACCUAUCUGUGAAGAACAACCUGAAGCUGUAGAAUCCAACCCCCAGGAAGUGGAUCCCUUUGGAGACAUAGGGGGUAAGAUUGGGAGCCCUUUUGGGAAAGAUCUAAAUAGGAAUCCAUCUAAUGCUUCGGAGCAUGCAGUGACAUCUACAAGCGAAAAUGGUGAAGGAGAUAAUAGACUUACAAAUGAGCAAAGUGGAAACAAUACAGAAGAUACUAACAAAGCACAGCAGCAAGAUGAAAAGGAAGAACCAGCUGCACCCCUGGUUAAUGAAGAGGAGGAAAAACUUAGCAAUGAACAUAGUGGAAGUCAUGCAAAAGAAAGUGUUGAUGCUGUAGAUGAAACUCAGGAAAACUCUGAGAAGGAAGAACCAACAGAGGAUGACAUUAUUGAAAGGCUAGAACUGAAACCAGAUGAUGUUAAUGAGACAUCAGGUAUGGGGUCUGAUUCACAUUCUCAAAAAGAUGAUGAAAUCCAGAGGGAGAAUCUCAAGCUGUCUUCAGAAAACAUGGAACUGCGUUUCCAACUGGAACAAGCCAGCAAAGACUUGCCAAGGUUUAAGGACAAAGUUGCAGACCUAAAAGAGAUGUGUGACCUUCUUAAAAAGGAGAAAACAGAAAUUGAGAAAAAACUUGGAAAUGUACGAGGGUCUGGACGUAGUGGCAAGACAGUACCCGAACUAGAGAAAACUAUAGGCCUUAUGAAGAAGGUGGUGGAGAGGGUGCAGAGGGAGAAUGAAGAAUUGAAGAAAGCUCCUGGAGUGGUAUCCAAGGAGAAGCUUGCUGGCCUGGAAAGGGAGAAUGAAAAGCUCAAGUCAGAGUUUGAAAAACUGAAACUGCAAAUGGGAGGUCAGCUAAGCAUGAGGUAUGAGUCUAAAACGAAGGGAAUGGAGAAGAUUGUGGCAGAGAAUGAGAGGCUACGCAAGGAGCUUAAAAAGGAGGCAGAAUCGGCAGAAAAGCUGAAGAUAGCAAAGAAUAAUCUGGAGAUCAUGAAUGAAAAGCUAAUGGUGCAGUUGGAAGAAACCAGCAAGAGGUUAAGUUUUGCUGAAAGUAGGGGGCCACAGUUAGAAGGUGCGGAAAGCAAAAGUUGGAAAUCUAUCGUGGUCACAAGAAUGUAUGAAAGUAAAAUGAAGGAACUAGAGACUGACAUUGACAAAAAGAACAAGAGUCUUUCAGACCUGAAACAGCUGCUACGAGAAGCAACUGAGCGGGAACAGCAAACAGAGCACUGUAUCAGUGACUUGAAAGAGCAAGUUGAACUUCUAAAACAUUUCCCUGAGGAAGCAAAGACUGAGCCAGGCCUUAUCCGAGAACUGCAGCUCAUCAGGCUAACAAACGAUCGUCUGGAGAAGGAAAAGACAGAGCUUGUUCACCAGUUACAAGUUUAUAGACAGCAGAUUGGGGCAACAACAGAGGGUGCUGCUGAACCUGGGUAUGAUGAGCUUCUAGAGAAAUGCAUAAAACAUGACAAAAUGAUGGGGGACUUGGUGGAACUGCAAACCCAGGUCAAGGCCGCAGACCUAGACAAAAGACAUUUGCAGGAAGAAGUAAAAAAGAUGAAAAAAGAACUUGAGAACUUUGACCCCACUUUCUUUGAAGAGAUUGAAGACUUGAAGUACAAUUAUAACCAAGAAGUGAAGAGGAAUAUUCUCCUGGAGGAGCAGCUUAAGAAGCUUUCAGACCAGUUUGGAGUUCAGGUUAACAUUCCAGCUAAUGUAUCCAUUGACUAAAAUAUAGGAACCAUCCUGAAAAACUGCAUCUUCAGAUAAAUCCAUGACAAGUCUCAUUGUUUUGUAAUGUUGGCUGAGGUGCCUCCACUGUUACGCUAGCUUAGUAUUGUUUCUACUGUAUUUUGUUACAUCAGGAAGAAAGCUUGUUAAAUGUAACAUCAUUUGUUGUAUUUUCUUUAGGUGAUUUUGCACAGAAUAUACACUAAUUGGCCAGUAUUGGUUGUUUUGUAUAGUUCCUGUUAGUUUUUAACAAUAACAACUAAGAUUCUUAUGUUUCCCCCUCCUAUGUACUACCUGUUGUAACACAUUUCUGUGUUAGUUUUAUUCAUAUCAGCUAGGGUUGUGCUACCGAAGUAAUUUCACCUAUGAAGUAUGUCCUAUUGCUGUGCUGUUUUAAUCUACAUUUAAAAUUCCUCUCAACCACAUCAUCAACCUGUUUUCUGUAACAGUUGUUAGAUUUUAAUUUUUAGACAAAAUCAUAUGGCAAUAUGAUGAGAUGUUUCUCCAAAGACAGUAUGAGUGAUGGGCACUGAAAUGGCUUUUUAAUAACUCUAAAAAAUAUACCUACCAUUGUCUGUUUUCACAGACCCCGAUUAGCAGUAAUCUUGGAUUACCCUACCUAAGGUAACAUUAGGUUAAGUACAAGAUUACUGCGAAUCAGGGUUUGUGAAGCUAGCCAAAUUACACAGGAGGCUGAAUUAGAAAUUGAUUACAAUUAUGUAGCAGUGUUAAGUAGUGCUGCAAAAUAAAGCUACUUAAGAAUUAUUUACACUUCUAAAUGUUAUUUAUGGAAACAAUGUUUUCUGUGAAAUUCUUCUGUAAAUUAUUUUUUUAUAAAAAUGAGAGGCCUUGUAAAUAAAUGUAACUGUGAAUGUUAA